Plodia interpunctella (Indianmeal moth) is the source of this 1522-nucleotide messenger RNA. Its product is annotated as G-patch domain and KOW motifs-containing protein-like. The transcript is spliced from 6 exons. Bases 211 to 1488 code for a protein of 425 amino acids. The record is from RefSeq and is a predicted model, not a curated record. Gene Ontology annotation, biological process: mRNA splicing, via spliceosome. Lineage: Eukaryota; Metazoa; Arthropoda; Insecta; Lepidoptera; Pyralidae. Gene Ontology annotation, cellular component: spliceosomal complex.
UUUAUUGUCAAAGUCAAAAACAUCAAAAUAUAAAAAGCAAGCAGAAAAGCUUUUAAUAUUUAUCAUUGAUUUUAUUUCGAUUUGAAAUGAAAUGAAAUAAACUUGUUUAAAGGUAGUUCAUGUGUAUUUCUUAUUUUUAAUUAGGUCUAGUAAAAUUGCUACAAACGCGUGAAAAUAUUAAAAUUUCGUUCCUGUAACGAAAAACUUAAGAUGGAGGGAAAGAAAAUAUCGUUUGGCUUUAUGAAAACAAAGAAAGCUGAAAAGGCUCCAGUCCAAGAGAAGCGGGAAUUCAUAGAAUGUGUUGAGGAGAAAUCAAUAAAAGUCGUUGGUGGAGGCGAAAUCAAAGACGAAACACCUUUAGUUAUUCCCAUGAAACCAAAUACACUUAUCACGGCUGAGAGACUGAAAAAAAUCGCUGAAGAAGUCGAGAGUGCUAUGAACGAACCAGACCCUGGUGAGAAACCAAUUGAAGACAGCAAAGCUGAAGAAAAACCUCCAGAUGAAACAUUAGAUCAAAUGGCUGUAAGGGAACUGUUACAAGAGGCUAAAAAAGAAAAAAAACUGGAAUCAGUAGAGCUGACAGUUCCAGUGCCUGCUAAACCAAUAAUGGAUGGUGAGAAAGAGUCCUCUUUAGAAGACUAUGAAGCAGUGCCUAUUCAAGACUUUGGGAUGGCUAUGUUGCGUGGCAUGGGAUGGCAACCAAACAAAGACCAAUCAAAAUACAAGCAGCCUCAGCUUCGUCCGAAGGGUCUCGGGUUAGGGGCAGAUAAAGUUGUAUCCGAGAACCAGAAGAAAAAGGCAACUAAAGACAACAAUCAAGAAGAGCUGUCUAUAGUCAAGAAUUCCUAUGUGAAGAUAACCACUGGGAAAUAUAGCAGGUAUUAUGGAAAGGUUGUAAGUCUGGACGAAGAUAAUGGCAGAGUUAUGGUUGACAUCCCAAUCAAAAAGGAAACUGUCAGUUUGAGUGAAUUCAUGAUGCAUCCAGUGAACAAGUCUGAGUUUGAUAAAGAAUCCAAAGUGAUAAACCCCAAUUCAUUUGAGGAGUACAAGAGAAAUGAAAAAGUAUCACAAAAUUCUUCCAAAAACGGAUCGCCCAAAGUUGAAAGAGAUGGUUCUACAAGCAAAAAAGAUUUAGAUAAAAAUGACAGAAAGGAAUCCAAUAAAUACUACAAAAGUAGAGAAAAAGAUAACUCGAACGGAAGGAGUAGAGAUAAAGAGAGACAUAAAAGAGCUUCUUCUAGCAGUGAAGACAGAUCUCGUAGAAGAAAGAAGGAGAAGAAGAGAUACAGUAGCAAUGAUUCCUUAAGUUCUCUUUCUGAUGACAAAAGGAAAAACAAAAAACGCCACAGCAGUAGUGACUCGGAUUCUCCAAGGGAUAGGAGAAAGAGAACUCCGGACGGAAAGAGAGAUAUUGAUAAAAAACGUAAGGGGAAGAAGAAGAAGAGAGAUAGAGACCGCUCUCCUAACUACAGGAAGCAUAGGAAAUAAGCUUUAAGUGAAAAUAAAUCAUUAUUAAGUAAGA